CAUACGCACGCGCAGCACCACCAGCGGCGGCGGCAGCGACGAGCGGCGGCGUUCUAGCGAAUUCCUCUCUUUAGCCACCUGAGGAAGGGAACAGUCAGAUGGGAAUAAUAACAAGCAGCUUGUCUUUCUUACUGGGAACAGGUUGCGGCAUUUACAUUGCCCAAAAUUACAACGUCCCCAAUGUGAAGGAGCUGGUCAAUACAUGGGUUUACAAGGCGAAGGGAUGGGAAGACAAAUACAGGAAGAGGGAUAGAGAUUAGCCGUAAUGUCUUUCUUUUCCGUAUCGUUGUUGUGGUGCCAAUUCACACGCACAACAAUACCUUACGUGCAGGGAUUCUUGAGUAUGAUUUCACGUUUUUGUGAAUAACAAAAUUUUGUCAGUUGGAGGACAAGUUUUUCUUCA
This is a messenger RNA of Zingiber officinale, 403 nucleotides long. RefSeq lists its product as uncharacterized. The coding region runs from base 99 to 260 and encodes 53 amino acids. The record is from RefSeq and is a predicted model, not a curated record. Lineage: Eukaryota; Viridiplantae; Streptophyta; Magnoliopsida; Zingiberales; Zingiberaceae. The transcript has 2 exons.